Messenger RNA from Batrachochytrium dendrobatidis JAM81, 1562 nucleotides. RefSeq lists its product as uncharacterized. The transcript is spliced from 2 exons. Bases 11 to 1351 code for a protein of 446 amino acids. NCBI's taxonomy places the organism in Eukaryota, Fungi, Chytridiomycota, Chytridiomycetes, Rhizophydiales. The record is from RefSeq and is a predicted model, not a curated record.
UGCAUUCAGCAUGGGCCAGGCAAACAGUUUAUCCAGGACUGAUGACGAUUUCCCUCCAUUGUUGGCUGCAAGACUACGGACACUCUAUGAUGCCAUCAACAAGAAAGGCGAGUCUGCGUUCCAUGAAUUGUGUUGGACAGCAGCCUCUGUCCAGUGUUCAUGCCAGCCACCAUCUACUCAUGCAACUGGCCCAGAACUGCUUGGAUUGUACAAGGCUCUGUGGAUUCAUCUAUCCAAUAAAACAAAUAAACAACUGGCAUCCUAUUCUUUGUUUUCAAAAAAAGUAGCAGUUCUGCUUCAUGGAUCUCACUACGACAAAUCAGAGUUUAUUCGGGAAUCAAUUGCUCUGAUACCAAAUCUACAAAGUCUUCUAACUGCUCUGUGGUCUCAGGGAAACGGAGCACUCGCACACUGCUCGUCCACAAUCCCACUUAUAAAACACACUGAACCCCCAUCUGUCAGCAAACCGCAUUCUGCCUUGGCUGCCUUUCUUCUGGCAAAACCGCGUAAAGUGGAUGCAUCUUAUUCUGCCUUGAAUGUCAAUGACGACCAGCUCACGUAUUCGGAUCUCGCCGACUUUACUGUCUGGAUCUCACAGAGUCGCCAUGUUCAUGCAUUGUGGGAUCGUGCACUGGGUGAUAUAUUUUUCAGUCCAGACCAGCAGCCUCCCGCCAAAUCUAGACCCACCAGCACACUGUUGUCAAACGAAUCAUGCUAUGUACUUGAUCUGGCAAUGCGCAACAGUGGAUUAGACUUACCGGACUGGAGUCUGUCCUUUUCCACCAAACUGCAUGGUCAGAGUUGGACCAUCUUUUUGAAUGCCAUCAUCCCACCAGCAUCUUCACUGAUUAUUCUUCGUGAUCGAGACGGCUACAUAUUUGGCGGCUUUGCCAGUAUGCCGUGGACAACCAAUCCUCAUUUCUAUGGGGAAUCAUCAAGCUUUCUCUUUUCUAUUUCACCCAAAAUGGAAAUAUACCGCUCUACUGGAAUCAAUACCAACCAUCAAUACCUGAACACGGGACGCCAAACACUUCCAAACGGACUUGGAUUUGGCGGCCAGAUUGAGUUUUUUGGACUUUGGAUCUCUAAUCAGUUUGAUCACGGCAACUCAAUGGCAAAACCCAUUUCAACAACGUUUGGCAAUCCACAAUUGAGUAAAAAGGAAGAAUUUGAAAUUGAUUUUGUGGAGGUAUGGUGUGUCAAGCAGCAAGAUAUUGAUGACCGACUCGUUUCUACUAUGGAAGGAAAGAGUUCGAUUCUUGACCACACCGCAAGCGCUGCAAUGCUAGAAAUGGCAGGCAAAACCAUGUACGCCAAAACACUGCAUGAGCCCGAGAUUUCAUACGACUAACUUUGCACACCGCUAUUCGCAUGCCAGCUUAGCAUCGAAACUACAUAUCAUUUCAGCCAAUGUUAGAUUCUUUUAGACUGCAGUCACCAUUUCAACAAACGAUCCAAACCUUGUAAGCACUACACCAAAUGCUGCUACAAGGGAGAAUGGAUACUGAACAUCCAUUGUGAAUGUAUCGUCUGAAACUAAAAAAUUAAUAGUUAAAACCAGC